UCGCGCGCUCGCUCGCUGCAGAUAGGAGCGCACGGGAAAUGUGUUGUUUCGAAUUCAGCUCGUCCCCGCUGUCAGUGGAGGGCGACGAGCAGGAGAGGAGGCUGGUCUUCCAGUGGGUGUCUCCCCGACGCACGUGAUCACGUUUGUUGCGAGAGAGUUCAUGACUCACUGGCUCCAGGCUCAGGAUCCUCGUCUGGCCUCUCAUCCCACCCUCUGAGGCAGCCAAACAGUAGUUGUGUCAGUGAUGGUCAGUGCUAGUUAGAACCUGCAGCCGAGGAUGUCUGCCACAGAUUCGGACAACUCCGUGAACUGGCUGGUUAGCGACACCGAGGACAAUGGGAGCGCGUUGAAGCCCCAGUGCGGCGAGCCGGGGGCCCCCCCCACCGCCGCCCGCGCCCCGCGCCUGGACAGCGAGGUCAACGACAGCGACGGCGACCCGGCCGAGGACCGGGCCGGCGCCGGCGGGCCGUGUCGCCGGAACGGCGCUCAGCCGCAGGCGGCGAAGAGGCGCCACGGCGCCGCCGAGGACGAGCGCAGGCAGCGGCCGCGCAGCGGCAGCGGGUCGGAGAGGGACCGGCUCUUCAGCAGCAAGUGCAUGGAGCUACAAUGCUACAUUCAUCCGCUUUCGUCGAUCUUGAAUGGCCUUCGUUCAGGGAGAUACAGAGAACGCCUCAGCAGUUUUCAGGAGAGCGUGGCCAUGGACAGGAUUCAGAGGAUAAUGGGUGUCCUCCAGAACCCCUGCAUGGGGGAGAGAUACGUCAACAUCAUUCUCAAAAUGGAGGAAAUGCUGAAGAGCUGGUUCCCUAAUGUAAAACUCCACGACGAAGUCGCCGCCACUCAGACAGAGGAAGCAGUUUCUACCAAGAAACCGAAGCUGUCUCCAGUGACCCCCACAGCGGCCAUCGGCCCCGUCACCGCCGGCGACCCUCCCGUCGGCGCCAAAGCCCUGCGCGUCACUGACCUCACCCCUCCCGGGGCCUACUCCGCCAGCAACCUGAAGUGGCUCCACACCUCACCCAUCUGCUCGCCCGCGGCGGAGCAGGCGCCGGCCGGCCCCAGGCGCCCGCUGUCGCCCGCGGACGAGGACCCGACGCAGGACAACGCGGUGUCCUCCAGCACAGACAGCCGCGCGCGGACAGACUCGGUGCCCAGGGGCCCCCCGCCGCCGCCGCCGCCGCCGCCGCCGCCGGGGAAGAUCAGCGCGCCCUGCCUGGAGCGGCUCCUCAGGUCCACGGAGAGCAUCAUCACCCGCAGGGGGACGCGGGGCCUGAUGGACAGCAGCUGGUCCUAGUCCGCGCCGGGCCGGGCCGGGUCCGGCCGUAGACGCAGCCCAGCCUCGCCUUGCCCACCUGCCGGGAGCCAGUCCGCUUGCUUCACCCAUUCCAGCCUUCAAAAGGGACAUCAGCGACGCCUCUGUAAUGUGGAAGGAGUAUCCACAGACGUUGAACUCCCUGUAUGGGAAUGUGCCCCCCCCGACAUGACAAGUGUCUGCUUUAGUUCCCCCUUCUCGACCUUUCCUCCUGUGUGUGUGUGUGUGUGUGUGUGUGUGUGUGUGUGUGUGUGUGUGUGUGUGCGCGUGUGCGCGACAUAGAUUUCACAGAGGUCACAGUAGAUUGUGAUUCCGUAGCUCAGUUGUUUUCGCCGGCUUGUAGAUGCAAUAAUCCACUUCAGUAUCUGUGAAACCUCCAUUUUUGCCUGCGAGAGAAGCUGCAGCAGUAGUUUGCGCUGCGAGGGAGGAGGCCGCACAGCCAGACGCGUCCGCGAUCCGCUUAUUGUGCUGGAAAAUGUGAGUGAAAUGUGACGUUCCCCCUCCGGACCCCCCGCCAUGACUCCACACCUAAGUUUAUUGAUGUGACUGUUACUCAUUUGUAUACUUUAUAAGCAAGUCUUUUGGUACAACUGUUCUACCUCAGUGGGCACCACGUCACGUUGGUGAGUGAGUAGGAAUGUGAACGCUACACUCGACGUCUGGACACCUCACCAGCGGGGGGUCCCGGCCCGGCCCGGCCCCCCGGAGGACGCUCUCUCUCCACGGCGGCGCCCCCGUGGCUCGGCCGGUGCCGUUGUUAAGAAUGUCAACUGCAGAUUUCCUUUUUGAGUCCCCCAGUAGAAGGCGAGCGGUGCCUGUGAGAUCAAGCUGUGCCUGUAAGCCGGUCAAAACGAGAAAACAAGCGCUGAGAGGAUGUGUUCGGAAUAGUUGCUCCUCAGUGGGAUGUACAAAUCAGGAAUUCUCCUCCUGCCAUUUUCCUGUAUUGCGUAAAUUAUUCAGAUCUUGCCAACUACUUUCUGUGGUGGAGUAGAACAAUUCUUUUGUUUUGCCACAGAACUGGACAGUAUGCUAGACCAGCAGAGAGGGACAAGGCAUUUCUCUGUGUAAAUCUGACAGAAAGGUUGUCAAUUUUCUCUGAAAAGUGGCCUUUAUAGUGUGAAAUUUUAUACUUUCAAAAUAAACGUGGUUAUAUUUGUUUGAUGCAAAA
Messenger RNA from Betta splendens (Siamese fighting fish), 2477 nucleotides. Its product is annotated as circadian-associated transcriptional repressor. Gene Ontology annotation, molecular function: RNA polymerase II cis-regulatory region sequence-specific DNA binding. The transcript is spliced from 6 exons. The coding region runs from base 278 to 1291 and encodes 337 amino acids. Gene Ontology annotation, biological process: negative regulation of DNA-templated transcription; circadian regulation of gene expression. Gene Ontology annotation, cellular component: nucleus. The record is from RefSeq and is a predicted model, not a curated record. NCBI's taxonomy places the organism in Eukaryota, Metazoa, Chordata, Actinopteri, Anabantiformes, Osphronemidae.